This is a messenger RNA of Balearica regulorum gibbericeps (East African grey crowned-crane), 1222 nucleotides long. The record is from RefSeq and is a predicted model, not a curated record. Lineage: Eukaryota; Metazoa; Chordata; Aves; Gruiformes; Gruidae.
CAGCACCAUGCGUUGGGCCACCAUCCUGAUCAUCGCUGGGCUCUGCGGUGCCUCCCUGGGCCAGUACAAUGAAGAAGAAGACAUGGCUUGGUUACAGUACUACAUGCGGCAAUCCCGCAUGUCCUCCUAUAACUACAUGCCCUACUACGAGGAUGAGAACACCCCUUACGUGUACUCUUACCUCCCAGCUCCAGACACGGAGGCGGAGCCUGGCCCUGAACCUCAGCAAGCCCCUUCCUGGCAAUGUCCCCAAGAGUGCGAUUGCCCCCCUAACUUCUCGUCAGCCAUGUACUGUGACACCCGCAACCUGAGGUACCUGCCCUUCGUGCCUUCCCGCAUGAAAUAUGUCUACUUCCAGAACAACCAGAUCACUGCCAUCCAAGAAGGUGCUUUUGACAACGCAACGGACCUGGAAUGGCUCGCGCUGCACAAUAACCAGAUCACCAGUGAGAAGAUGGGCAAGAGGGUCUUUGCCAAGCUCAAAAGCCUGGAGAGGUUGUACAUGAACAACAACAACCUAACCAAGAUGCCCAGCCCCUUGCCCCGCUCCCUGAGAGAGCUCCACUUGUCUUACAAUCAGAUCUCCAAGGUCCCCUCCAACGCUCUGGAGGGUCUGGAGAACCUCACAGCCCUGUACCUCAGCCACAACUACAUUUUUGAGAUGGGAGCAUCCCUCAAAGGGCUCAAGUCCUUGAUCCUUGCUGAUCUCAGUUACAACCACCUCAGGAAAGUCCCUGAUGGGCUCCCAAUGGCUUUGGAACAGCUCUACCUAGAGUACAACUACAUCAACACCAUCCCUGAUGACUAUUUCAAGGUCUCUCCCAAGCUGCUCUAUGUACGAAUGUCCCACAACAGCCUGACAAAUCAAGGUCUCUCUACCAACACUUUUAAUAGCAGCAGCAUCCUCGAGCUGGACCUCUCUUACAACAGGCUCCAGAAGAUCCCCCGGGUCAGCACCAACCUCGAGAACCUCUACCUUCAAGGGAACCAAAUCAACGAGUUCUCCAUCAGCAGCUUCUGCACCGUGGUGGAUGUCAUGAACUACUCCAGGCUCCAGGUCCUGCGGCUCGACGGGAACGAGAUCAAGCGAAACGCGGUGCCCCCCGACGCCCCGCUGUGCCUGCGGCGUGCCACCAUCAUCGAGAUCUAGCCUGGCCCCCCCCGGCCCCCUCCCCGUCCUCAGGACUUGGCUCCCCCGUUCCUGGGGAGACACUCACUCCCA